UCGAGUACAUGUGUCUGUUUUUUUUUCUAUACAUACAAAAUUGUUCCGUUUUCCGCCUAGCUCUCUUUUUGCAUGUGUUUCGUUGCAUUUGAUUCUUAUUCAAAGAUUUUCAGAAUGGCUACCAAACCCGAAGGUAAAGGAGAUGUCGAAAUUCAACAGCAAAUGAAUCGAAUUCGAGUUACACUCAACAGUCCAGAUGUCAAAAAACUUGAAAAAGUUUGUUCCGAUUUGAUUCGUGCGGCUAAAGAUCAUGCCGUUCAGGUAAAUGGACCUGUUCGUAUGCCAACAAAAACGUUGCGAAUAACCACACGUAAAACGCCUUGUGGUGAAGGUUCAAAAACAUGGGAUAGAUUUCAGAUGCGUAUACAUAAACGUAUUAUUGAUCUGAAAAGUACAUCGGAAAUUGUCAAGAAAAUUACCGCCAUCGGUAUUUCACCUGGUGUCGACAUUGAAUUCACUAUUGCUAAUUCUUAAACAUUCAACAAAUAUUUUUUUUGUAUAAUUCAAACACGAUAUAAUGGCUAAGAAAUAAAAAAUUCUUUUGAAAAAAAAA
Molecule: messenger RNA, 553 nt
Organism: Dermatophagoides farinae (American house dust mite)
Lineage: Eukaryota; Metazoa; Arthropoda; Arachnida; Sarcoptiformes; Pyroglyphidae
Gene: RpS20
Product: ribosomal protein S20
Biological process (GO): translation
Cellular component (GO): small ribosomal subunit; ribosome
Molecular function (GO): structural constituent of ribosome
Source: RefSeq, a predicted model, not a curated record